AUGAAGAUAUCUUACGUCUUGCUAGGACUGCUCGCCACCACGGUACAUGCUACCAUCACCGGUGACGAAAACAUCCGUCAACACAUUCCACCUCGUGUAUUGACUCAGGAUGCUGAUGAUCUGAUCAAACAGCUUGUGGCCGCUGCUAAGGAGGUUGCUAACGCCAACGGUCAGAAAAACAUCACGCCAAAAGUUGACAGCGAGAAGAUCAAGAGUGACGCCCGAAACCUCGGAAACUCUUUUGUUCUGGAGGAUCUCCAGAAGCAGCAGGACUUUGCCUACUACGUCUAUCCUUAUUUCUGUGACCCCCCAGAUUGGUACGAUGUUCUGAGUGUCUUUGCCCCCAGGCGUGAUCCUUAUGCCAUUAAAUAUUGGCUUUCGAGAUCUGGCUCUGCCCCGUACACUCUUGCGCAGUAUAACGAAGCCAUCAACCAGGUGUACAAGAUGUACGCCGCCCAGCAGGCUGCUAGAUGGAAGGAGACCCAGGAGCAUAUCACGGUGGUCAACAAUUGGCCCCCUGCAGGAAAGUGUAUCCCCCUUGCCUCUAUCACCGCCACAACUGUCGUCCCUGGUACCAAAGCUGGAACCACCACAAUCGCCAGCGGUGGUGGUUACCACGUGGCGAUUACAAAAGUUCCUGUUUCCACCACCACUGUUGCUGGAUUGACUGCUGGAACACGAACCCUGGUAAAUUCGAAGGGCAACUUCUAUGAUGAAGUUGUAGUUGUUCCUGACUCGACAACCAUCGUGCCAGGCCCCACUGCCGGAACAGCCACACUUCCCAAAUCUGGUGGUGGGUUCUAUGAAGAGGUUACCCGCGUUCCGGUCUCCACUAACAGCGUACCUGGUUUGAUUGCUGGUUCAGAAACCCUCGUUGAUUCUGAUGGAGAUUUCUAUGAGCAGAUAACACUCGUUCCUGUCUCCACAAAUGUCGUGCCUGGUCACAUUGUUGGAACUGAGACUCUUCUCAACGCUGAUGGCGAUUUCUAUGGGCAGGUUACUGUGGUCCCAGACUCGACAACUGUGGUCCCCGGCAAUACGGCUGGAACUGCCACUCUUCCGGACGCCGAGGGUGGAUUUUACGAACGAGUUACCAGUGUUCCAGUCUCCACCAACACCGUUCCGGGUUUGAUCGCUGGCACAGAAACCCUCGUCAAUCGCAAUGGCAGUUUCUAUGAGCAGGUAACUAUUGUUCCCACGUCAACAACGGUCGUGCCAGGCCAUAUUGGUGGAACUGCGACUCUUCGAAACAGCGAUGGUGGUUACUACGAGAGAGUCACGAGUGUCCCUGUCUCAACCAACACCGUUCCUGGAUCGAUUCAUGGCACUGAGACCCUCGUCAACCGUAAUGGCAGUUUCUAUGAGGUGGUAACAGUGGUUCCCACAUCAACGACUGUGGUUCCUGGCCACACGGCAGGAACAACAACUCUGCGAAACCCUGAUGGUGGGUUCUAUGAAGUCGUCACGAGUGUCCCUGUCUCAACCAACACCGUUCCUGGAUUGGUUCCAGGAACUGCGACCCUUGUCAAUCGCAACGGCAGUUUCUAUGAGGUGGUAACAGCGGUUCCCACAUCAACGACUGUGGUUCCUGGCCACACGGCAGGAACAACAACUCUGCGAAACCCUGAUGGUGGGUUCUAUGAAGUCGUCACGAGUGUCCCUGUCUCAACCAACACCGUUCCUGGAUUGGUUCCAGGAACUGCGACCCUUGUCAAUCGCAACGGCAGUUUCUAUGAGGUGGUAACAGCGGUUGCCACAUCAACGACUGUGGUUCCUGGCCACACGGCAGGAACUGCGACUCUUCGAAACAGCGAUGGUGGUUUCUACGAGCGAGUCACGAGUGUCCCUGUCUCAACCAACACCGUUCCUGGAUCGAUUCAUGGCACUGCAACCCUCGUCAACCGCAAUGGCAGUUUCUAUGAGGUGGUAACCUUCGUCCCCACGUCAACAACGGUCGUUCCAGGACACACAGCUGGAACUAUGACUCUGAGAAAUGCUGAUGGUGGCUUUUAUGAAGUCGUCACCAGUGUUCCUGUCUCGAGUAACACUGUGCCUGGAUUGAUUGCAGGAACAGCAACCCUUGUCGACCGCAAUGGAAGUUUCUAUGAGAUGGUAACAGUGGUUCCCACAUCAACGACUGUUGUGCCAGGCCUCACCGCUGGAACCGCGACCCUUCGAAAUCCUGAUGGCGGAUUCUAUGAGCAAAUCACCAAUGUUCCUGUCUUCACCAACACCCUUCCAGGUUCGAUUGGUGGAACAGCAACUCUCAUAAACCGUAAUGGCAGUUUCUAUGAGCAGAUCACAGUUGUUCCAACGUCAACAACUGUGGUUCCAGGUCCCAGAGCUGGAACUACCAUUCUUCGAAACACUGAUGGCGGUUUCUAUGUACGGGUUAAUGUCGUGCCAGCGUCAACAACGGUAGUGCCGGGCCACACGGCUGGGACCGCAACUCUUCAAAACACUGAUGGCAAUUUUUAUGAGGAGGUUACCAGCGUUCCCGUCUCCACAAACGUUGUUCUUGGUCUGAGUGCUGGCACAGAAACCCUUCUUGAUGGUAAUGGCAGUUUCUAUGAGCAGGUAACCCUCACUAUGGUCUCAACAAACACUGUCCUAGGAACAUCUGCUGGUACUGAGACACUCAUCAAUUCACAUGGAGAUUUCUAUGAGCAGGUAACCAGGGUCGCAAGCUCUUCUAUCAUUUCGACCUACUCCUCAGGUAGCAUUGUUUCUACAAACAUUGUUCCAGGAUACAGUGAAGGUACGGAGAUCCUCACUGGCACUGAUGGAAACUUGUUUGCUCAAGUGACACGCACCCCAAUCUCCACCAACACUGUUUCUGGAUCUAUUGUCGGCACAGAGAUCCUUAUCAACUCGGACGGAGAUUUUUUCGAGCAAGUCACCAGUUUUCCUGUCUUUACCAUCAUUAAUGCAACCUCCUCUGCCUCUGCCUCGGCAGGUAGCAUCUCGUCAACUAGCGUUCCUUCCUGGACACAUGUUAAUGACACAUUCAUUGUAUCUGCCACAAAUGAUACUUCUUCAUCUGCUGUCGACCCCUCCAUCAUCUUUUUCAGACCCUCCGAAGAAGGUGAAACCCUCAGUGACACCACUGGAGACGCUGUGGAGCAAGAAAGUAGUACUCCAGUUUCCACCGGCUCUCUUUUAGGAUCCCUUUUCGACACGGAGAUACUGUCAAAGUCGAACGGAGUAGUUAGCACCCCAGUCCCAACAGCUGCAAAUGUCACGUUGUCUGCGACUCCCCCGACUGAUAUCAUCUAUGUCGACCCCAAAACCGCCCUUUUGGAAUCCACAAAAGAAGUCAAGCCUUUCAAUGACACCAGCGGUAGUCCCUUUGUGUAUGUGACUGGCACCCCAGUCGCUACCAGGAAUAAUACUGGCAUUAACGCUGCGAUAGAAAUGCACACGAGCCCCAGCAGAGUCGGUUUUGAGCAGGCUACCGUUUUCUCACAUGUUUCUUCCACUAUGGCAUCCUCCACCAACGGUGUCGACUCCGUCCUCGUGGCUCCUAGACCAACAACUAGUCUCAGAAACUCCGUUGAUGAGUUCAAUGAACUGAGUACCAGCGCUUUUGUCUUGAAAAAAUCGGUAUCGGGGCCCACGGCAACCUCAAACACCAACAACGAAGUUUUUGAGAAGGAGACUGUAUCGGAAACCACUGUCACUGGAACUGUUCCCGGAACCACACCCCCGGUGACCACAAUUUUUGACAUGACAUCCGAAAGUGGCAGAAAUGCAAUUGGCACAAAGACGAGCACAGGGACAAAAUCGGAUGACACUGCUAGCGGUACUUUGAGCGUCUCACAGGGAGCCUCCAGCUCUGAUGGAUCCGCCAGGGACACAUCUGGCUUCGCUGUUUCUGUUAGCCUUGGUAGUUCUGUCGGCUCUGGAGUUUCUGCCGACUCUCGCAGCUCAUCUGGUUCCUCCGGCUCCCCCCGUCCAUUUGUCAACCCCUCUACCCCUGACCAAGUCGGUGUCACUGGAGCUCGUUCUGCUCAGACUUCUGGUCGUGGUAAGCCCACCCAGGCCAAUGCUGGCUCCAGACUAACUGUCGGCGUCGCCAUGGUCUUGCCUUGCCUCUUAGCCCUUCAUAAUCUGUAUUAA
Molecule: messenger RNA, 4119 nt
Organism: Yarrowia lipolytica CLIB122
Lineage: Eukaryota; Fungi; Ascomycota; Dipodascomycetes; Dipodascales
Source: RefSeq, a predicted model, not a curated record